ACAGACCAUAAGUAAAUGGGGAGGAAGAGCUGGGAAGGUGGGGGCAGAUCACAUCAACAUCUCGGCGUUGGGCUGGGUCUGCGUGGAGCCUCAGAAAUGUUCCCCAGCCCAUUCUUCCCAAGAACCAAUGAGUAAAAUCAGGGGCCUCCCACCUGAGGUCAGGGAACCAGGCCCUGGAGUGGAACUUGGGGUGGAAAAUGGCCUUCUUUGUCAACUGAUUCAUUCUCCAGAAUUCAACUUGUUCUCCAACUCGGUGGUGUUUGAAAGCAACUUUAUCCAGUUGAAGAAGGCUUUCCAGAAGGGUCUUAAGCCAUUCUUUGAGAGACUGCUGAGAUUCUGGUCACUAAGCCCGGGAACUGGAGAGAUGUCUGUGAAGGGUCUGCCACCGUGAUCCUUGGGGUGACCUCCUCGGUGCCCUCCCUGCCGCUCCCCAAUGUCCUCCUGAUGGCCAAUGUUACCUGGCCCCGGGGUCCGUUUUCCACCUGGAGCACACCUGGUGAUGCCCCAGUCAUCACCCUCAGCAGGCUUCUCCCCCUGAAGUACGUGGAGCUGCGAAUCUACGACCGGCUCCAGCGCAUCCUGAGGGUUAGGACAGUGACCGAAAAGAUCUACUAUCUGAAGCUCCACGAAAAACACCCAGAGAUUGUGUUUCAAUUCUGGGUCCGCUUGGUGAAAAUUCUGCAGAAAGGCCUGUCCAUCACCACCAAAGACCCGAGAAUCGAAUUCACUCACUGCCUGGUGCCCAAGAUGCCCACCAGCUCCAUAGAAACAACACCUGAAAACAGCCUCCUGUCAUCCCCCCAGCCUAGCGAGUCCCUCGUGCUGCUGGCGGCUGAGCAGACCAGUGGCAGUUUCUCACAGCUCUCAGGAAAGCUCCAGCUCACAGCAGACAGGAACAAUGACACUGCCAUUGAAAUAGACAACCGCAGCAGCUAUAAGAUACCCUCACCAGUGGCAUCUCCAAUCAAUUUGAAUAUACCCAUGAGAGCUGUCUUGAGCCACAGCCUCUGGGAACAAGAGGAUCCGGAUGAGCACCUUCUACAAGUUCCUGUAGCCAGUUCCCUAGGAGAGCACUUCUUGGGACCCUGACACCUAGGCAAAACAUGCUCUUCCUGGCAUGCGUGUACUUGUACUUGCUACCACCUCUUAUAAUGCUCCUUUCCCACUGUGAGCCGAGUGACCAUGGGAGAGGUAAGAUGGUGUUUCCAACAAGGUGCUUCUGUGCUUCCACCAAUAAACUUCCAAGUGAGUCCCUAAUUGUUACAGGUUGUGCUAUAGGGAGGCUCCAGUUUGGGAAAGGACUGACUGAGAACAGGAGCAGUUUUUGGAAAAAUAGGUGGGAAAAGUUACUAUCUGUGUAUUAUUCCAUUCUUGUAUUGUUAUAAAGAACUACUUAAGACUG
Messenger RNA from Macaca mulatta (Rhesus monkey), 1402 nucleotides. It is a transcript of the gene GARIN1A, whose product is annotated as golgi associated RAB2 interactor 1A. Gene Ontology annotation, cellular component: nucleus. The record is from RefSeq and is a predicted model, not a curated record. Lineage: Eukaryota; Metazoa; Chordata; Mammalia; Primates; Cercopithecidae.